Messenger RNA from Thermothielavioides terrestris NRRL 8126, 3318 nucleotides. RefSeq lists its product as uncharacterized. Gene Ontology annotation, molecular function: phosphatase activity. The coding region runs from base 400 to 2964 and encodes 854 amino acids. Gene Ontology annotation, biological process: dephosphorylation. Lineage: Eukaryota; Fungi; Ascomycota; Sordariomycetes; Sordariales; Chaetomiaceae. The transcript has 2 exons. The record is from RefSeq and is a predicted model, not a curated record.
GCCUUACCUAAACUUCCAGUGUAGGUGGGGCCGCUGCCGACGUCAAGCGCCCGCCCGUGUUAGUUGAACGGUUGUUGUCACAGGGCAGGCGCAAGUCGUGUGAUGCUGGCUGCAUUCGGCCAUUUCCUCGACGCAUCUCUUUUCCCCUGCUCAUACUCCACGAUAGUUUCCCACUGAAGACAGAGCAUGUGCUGUCCAUGCCAGACCACGCAACCUUUCCUACCCAAUGUUGCUGUUCAUGGAUGAAUAGAACAGCCCGAGCCCGCGCCCUCCGAAACCCUCCAAAGCGCCGUCUCCCUCUCGCACCUCUCGGCCCGGCCCGACCCAGCCCCGUCGCCCGUUGCCCUGCUGCUGGUGCUGCUGCGUUGCGUGGCAUAGGGCGAUUGCCGUUCCUUCGCCAUGUCAGUUCCUCAGAGCAAGCACGUGUACACGGACGUGCAUGCGCUGCGAGGCGGGAAGCCAGAGCUUGGCGAUAUCUCGCUGAGCGACUACCAUCUCGUAUUCCGGUUCCCCCCUGAAUCGAAGGCGUCGACCGACCCGCAGCUUAAGAGGCGCCAAAAACAAGUCUGGUUCGCAUUCCACGUUAUCUCGCAAUGUACGCUGCGGCCGACGCCUCCAGCAAGCGGCGUGCCUUCGUCAAUACGCAUACGCUUUAGGGACUUCACCUUCGUCUGCUUCAACUUCCCCGACGACAAGGAUGCUCGUGAUGCGUUUGAGUUCAUCCGCGCAAGGACGUGUAGGCUGGGAAGCGUAACAGACCUCCUGGCUUUCAACUACACCCCGCCGCCCGGCUCGCCAGAACUCAAGAUCGAUGGCUGGGAUCUGUACGAUGUGAGAGCCGAAUUCAAGCGGCAAGGCAUCAGCGAGAAAUCGGCAGAUCUGGGCUGGAGAAUAUCCACCAUCAACAAGGACUACACCUUUUGCCCGACUUACCCGGCGCUGCUGGUCGUGCCGUCUAAGAUUUCAGACAACACGCUCAAGUAUGCGGCUAACUUCCGCUCCCGCGCCCGGAUACCGACUCUUACCUACCUCCACCCGGUCAACAACUGCACCAUAACCCGCAGUUCACAGCCGCUGGUGGGACUCCGAAUGAACCGCAGCAUCCAGGAUGAGCGACUCGUCGGGGCCUGCUUCUCUGCGUCGGCGAACUCCUUCGACGUGUCGCCGUCGAAUCUGGACGAAAGCCCCCCUUCGAGCACGGUGGAUCUGAGUGCUGAUGGUGCAGAUGCCGACCUCUCGCUCUCGGAGAUGGAGCGGAUGCGGAGGGAGGAUGAACUGAUUGCCGGCGGCAAUGCUCAGUACGACGAGAAGACGGGAAAGCGGCUAAUUUACGGUGCACAGCAACAGAACCUGAUCGUCGACGCCCGGCCCCGACUUAACUCCCUUGCCAUGCAAGCUGUAGGAAAGGGCUCGGAGAAGAUGGAGUUUUACAGAUUUGCCAAGAAGGUUUUUCUCAAUAUAGACAAUAUUCAUGUCAUGCGGGACUCACUGGAGAAGGUUAUCAGCGCCAUUAGGCACGCCGAUGUCUCUCCCUUCCCGCCCAACCAAGAUCUCCUGGAAAAGAGCAAGUGGCUUAGUCACAUCAGCUGCAUUCUGGACGGCGCGGCCACCAUUGCGCGCCAGGUCGGCAUCCAGCACUCGAACGUGCUUAUUCACUGCUCAGACGGCUGGGACCGGACGAGUCAGCUCAGCGCUUUGGCCCAGCUCAUGCUGGAUCCCUACUACCGCACCAUUGACGGUUUUAUCGUGCUGGUCGAGAAGGACUGGCUCUCGUUCGGCCACAUGUUCCAGCUGCGAUCCGGUCACCUGAGUCACGAGAGCUGGUUCACGGUGGACAACGAGGCGCUCGCCGGCUCCACGAUCCGGCCCGGCGAGAACGAGGGUCGGGGAGACGCGAUCGAGAACGCGCUCGCUUCCGCGAAGCGGUUCUGGAACAGAAACGUUGGCGGCGAGAAGGAGUCAUCGACGUCGGACGUGGAAGAUCUGUCCGCUGUCGACGAGUCGAAGCAGGCGACCGCGUCCAUCAGCGAGGAGCAGGCAACCAGACUCAGCGAUGUCUCGCCUGUCUUCCACCAGUUCCUCGAUGCGACAUACCAACUUCUCCGGCAGCACCCCACGCGCUUCGAGUUUAACGAACGCUUCCUCCGGCGCCUGCUCUAUCACGUUUACUCUUGCCAGUACGGAACGUUUCUCUUUAACAACGAGAAGCAGCGCAAGGAAGCGAGGCUGCGCGAUCGCACCCGCAGCGUCUGGGCCUACUUUUUGAGCCGUCGCCAGGAGUUCACCAAUGACCAAUACGACCCGGUCGUCGACGACCACACAAAGGGACGGGAGCGCCUCAUCUUCCCGCGCCUCGGCGAGGUGCGGUGGUGGCACCAGGUCUUCAACCGCACCGAUCACGAAAUGAACGGCGCCAUCAACGCCUCGGUUGCCGUGGCGGAGCGUGUCGCGGCCUACCAGGCCUCGUCUGAACCCGGCGGACCCGCCGUUGGUAGCGGCGCGGAGGGGCAGCCGGGAGCCAAGGCGCAACCGCCCGGACUGACGCCGAGCAAGUCAGCCCUCACUGGCAUCGAGAGUCCUUACGAGGCUCUUACGCCGGAGGCCAGGACUUCGCGGUCGUUGAACCGCAGCGCCAGCACCGGCGCACUCCCCGGUGCCCUCGGGGCAUUGCAGGACAAGAUCUCCGGGCUUGCCAUCGGGGCGGGGAUGUUUGGUGCUGGCAGCCCGAGUGCGGGUAGGAAUCGGCCGGGCGGCCACAGCACGGGGUCUAAUGGGAUCCGCAACGGAGGCGCGAGCCCGGCUACGGCCAGGGACCGUCCGGAAAGGCGCAAGGCCGAGUCUAAGGGCCUCGUUGAUAUGCUCACCGGCGCCACGCUUGACGACCCCCUUUCCGAACGGGAUAAUGACGCGCCGGAAGAUGUCGGCGGAGGGCAGGAGAUGAAGAGCAUGGAUGGACCAAGCUAGCUGAGUGAGACCUCGGGCGGCAUUUGGCAUACGGUUGGGCUAGCCAGAAUUGUGACUUUUUCUCGCGUGUUUGGAAGCGCUGGGUAGACUGGGAACGGAGGUGUCAUUGCACUGUAUCGAGGCACAGCGAGCAUUGGGUUUUUGAUGCUGAGGGUUCGAUAGCGGUAGGGCAUGCGGUUAGACGUCAUGGGUAGGUAGGCAUGAGGACUGCUUGUGAUAUGCAUGCCAUCACCAUGAAAGCUCUCGUUCACACUGUUGGUAUGAGUGCAUGGGUGCAGUUAUCGGUGUGUGGGGUAAAUUGCUCUUAUUGAAGGAUUGCAGGAAGCGGCGUCCUUCAGAUGCCGCGGUUGCUCG